ACGCUCCUCUCAACUCACUGACAGCCUCUGGCACUACUCGAAGUGAGAGAGAGUGAGCGAGAGCGAGACAUUUCUGAGCAUAGAGGGGGAACUUGUUCAGCGCUGGACUUUUAUCAUGCUGAACUGACCCUCUGGAAUACUCGACAAAACAACUGCAAGGACAAGACUCGCAACGCAGGGAUCAUUUCACAGCAAGAGGCGAAAAUGCUCAGCUUUGAGCGGCCCCCUCCAUUAGCAGUGAUGCAUCCUGGGAGAGAACCUCCCUCUGUGGCCAUCCUGCCUCUGAGAAACACCCACCACCAGCAGCUGCAUCACAGGAGGAGAACCAAGAGGAUGGAGAGGGGCAAACCGGGACUGCGCUCCAAGAAGCUGGCCAUCCUGUCCCGGUCGCUCAUCAUCUGCAGCUCCAGCACCAAUGAGGAUGCAUCCAGCCCAGAAGAAAGAUACCGUGAGCCCUGGGAUGGCGGGCUGGAGGAAAGACACCGCAGGGACCAGCUGGAAGGGUCAACGGGAAAUUCUGAAAACUACAUGACGAGGAGCGUCAGCGUCCAGGUGCCUCAGAGGGGCCAAGAGGGCCCUAAAAGAAAUAUGAGGAGGUCCUUCUCCAUCAAGGAAAGCAGUUUCUGGAGAAUGUGUGUCGCCACGCGGGAGGAGGGUCUACAAGUGGGUGAUAACAAACUUCAGUCCGGCAACAAUGGCGCUACUGUUGGACGAGAUUUACACAGGGACACUUAUAUCUACUUCGGAGACCGGCUUGCCCCAUUUAACGGACAGAUUAUAAACGAUCAAGCAAAACUGGAGGCUGAUCCAGAGAAAAGGCCUGCGCUGAAGACUGUGUGCAGAACCACCAGCACUGAAGGUUUCUCUCCAUGUGAAAGCAGAGCUCUGUUUGCUAAUGUCAAUGAAUCAGACCCGCUUGGCUACACUUAUGGAGAAAAGGAGGCAAUGGGAAACAACAAUAACUUGAAGAUGCCAGUUAUUAAGGUGUCAGACGAUGAGGGCAAGAACUGCGACAACGAGGAUCAGAGCUGUCAAGAGACGUCCUGCAAAAGAUCUCGCUCCAACUCCACCAGCGUUCACCCGUACUGGAUCGGAGAUUUGGAUACCAUCAUUAUGAAGACGCCAGAGCUGUUCCCGUGUCCAGCCCACGCUACCACAGGCUUUUACGGCAACAGGAAGUCUCUCUCUCAGCAGCUGGAAUUCCCUCAUAGCAUUCCACAGGCUGUGGUCAGACCGUCUCGCUCUCUAAGUUCAGCACACUUGGUCCCGUCCUGCAGCAGCGUACAGGCCUUCAUCAUCUCCAACAUCGUUCUCAUGAAGGGCCACGGAAAGGGUCUGGGAUUCAGUAUAGUAGGAGGAAGAGACAGCAUGUACGGCCCAAUGGGGAUUUACGUGAAGACCAUCUUUCCUGGAGGCGCAGCAGCCGCUGAUGGAAGACUACAGGAAGGAGACGAGAUACUGGAAUUGAAUGGUGAAUCUCUCCACGGUUUGACACACGAAGACGCCUUACACAAGUUUAAACAAGUGAAGAAGGGUCUGUUAACGCUGGUGGUGAGGACCAGUCUGCGGGUGGGCGCUGUGCCGGGCAGCCACAGCCAGGUCUCUCAAUUAUGCCGAUCCAGAUCUCUGAGCUCCAGCACCGGUAUCAGUCGAGUCAGUGCUGAUCUGGGAGACUAUAACUGCCUGAAUAACCCUGCAAAAGCCCAGGACAGAGUCAUGAUGGAGAUCACGCUGCAAAAGGAGUUUGGUGUAGGUUUAGGUAUUGGCCUGUGCUGUGUACCUUCUGCUGCCGGCUGCGCGGGAAUCUACAUUCACACGCUGUCACCAGGAUCAGUGGCCCACAUGGAUGGACGAUUAAGAUGUGGCGAUGAGAUCAUGGAGAUCAAUGACACGGUGGUUUGCAACAUGACGCUGAACGAUGUGUACACGGUUCUGAGUCAGUGCAGCCCGGGACCGGUUCAGAUCAUCAUCAGUCGACACCCCGACCCAAAAGUUUCUGAGCAGCAGCUGAACGAGGCCAUCGCUCAGGCGGUGGAGCACAGCAGACUCAGGAGAGACAGGAGUCAGUGGAGUAUGGAUGGAUGUAACAGCAGUCUAAGGAGACCCGACGCCUGUUCCCACAGCAGACAGAAGUGCAUCCGCUGUCUUGACCGGAGCACGAGUCAGCUGACCUGUAGACGAGCACAGAAACCCAUGAUCCGGUCGUGCAGUGAGGGCGCCUACAACCAGCGCUGUAUCCCGGCCAGCACCACCACCCAAUCCUUCCUCGAACCUGAGCACAUCACCAGAGUACAGAGCAUGGACGUUUCAUUAACAACCAACAGUGAAACUUCACUUAAUAACACAAUGUCUCCAGCCUCGUUCACAGACGAUGACUAUAACAUUCCCUAUAAAUGUCCAAUGAAUUUCACUGGACAACAGACAUUAGAUAUGCAUGCAGGUGUGGUGAGGAGCUCUACGCAAGGAGCAACACACCAUGCGCGGAGGUACUGCAGACGACAGGAAGUCAGCAGUCAGGAAGCGCUGACUGAUUCAAGCGGAUCUAGUCAAGGUUCACCAGCGAAGGACGAAGAUCUGCUGCCGUCUCAAAGCAACUGCCAGGAAGUGGUUGAAUGCUCAGAAGUCGGAACUAAAGCAUCUGUCUGUAUCUCUGAGCCUAAAAGUGACUCAACACACAGAGGGGACAGGCAGCACAGAGGUCCAGAGUCCCCAUCUAGUGUGUGUAGUCUGAGUAAACGAGUUGGUCUUAGACGCCAGGCUCAUUUGGAGGUCAGUACAGAUCAACCGCUUGACCCCUGGGUAAAGCUGACCGACAGUCCGGAGAACCAGUCCUACUGCUACAAAACCAUGAGUGACCAUAAUGGAGACAGCGAGUUGAACGGCACAGCCUCUGAAACCGCAAACACCAACUCAGACUCCAAAUCUGAGCAAGCUCCCAAUGUCAAAAAAGGCCCUCCGGUGGCUCCAAAGCCUGCAUGGGCACGUCAGAGCAUUAAGAACAUUAAGUCUGGGAAACCGAUAACAGAAGCUUUGAAGCAACCGGAUAACAGGAGCCACGAUACUGGCAGGACCUUUGGGAUUAGUCUGAGGGCUGCUUCAUCAGGAGCCAAUUUGUCAAUCAGGCAGAAGAUCAGCUCGUUUGAGACUUUCUCAGGUACCGAUGGAGCCGAAAGGCCAAGCAGGCGACUGGCCCCAACUGCAUCUCUUCCUCCAGUGGAGAAGACGGCUAAGACCUCAUCUGCAGACUACAGCAGUGCAGGGAGAACUAAAGUUACCACGAGCAACUUACACAAUAAUGAUGACUGCCAGUCUACACCGACAAUUUCAGCCACAACCCAGCCUCCAGAAGAAGAAAAGCAGCAACCAGCUUCCCUCGGUGCAGAUAUCAUUUCAGAGCCCCAUCCUGCAGAGGAAGAAAAACAAUCAGCUGAGCCAUGUAAGCCGAUCCCUGCUGAGGAACCUGCUCUCGACUCCGCAAAAGAGCUUUCACCUGUUACAGAGACCGAGCAAGAGCCCUUACCUUCUCAAGAGGAUUCGCCCCCUUCAAGCCACGUCCCGAGGAGAUCGAGCAGCUCAAAGGAGGGUCCAACAGAAAAAACUGAAGGUGAAGGAAUUCAUGCGGCGAGCUUGAGGACCAGGAGUCUACCUCUCAGUCCCUCUUCAGAUGCCCCCAUCUCAAGCGGCUUGGACGGGGAGAGCCUGGGGAUCAUCUUGUCCUUCAGCAACCAAGUAUCCAAUGCUUUAAUGCGAUCCAUGCAAUCCCUGCCACAAUCCCCUUGCAUUCGGUUUGGGAACCCCUGGAGUGCCCCAUCAGGGCUUGAUGACGCAAUAGAGGAAGACUCUCCUGGUGAAAAGCAUUCACCUUCGCCAGCACUAGAAAGCAGCGAAAAGGGUUUCUCCGUAAGCUUGGCUAAACUGAGGGAGCGUACCAUCGAGAGAGGGGAGGAGUGCGAGAAGGAGGAAUGGAAACCCGAACGACCGCUCACUUCAGCUUCAGAUGUCUGUGCCCAAUCCAUGCUCUCAGCCCUUCCGCAAGAGGAGAUUCAGCGGAUGAUCCAGGAAGUCAAGGAUCUGGAUGAAGACACGCUAAGGCAACUGGAAGACAUCCAUGUUGUGAUUCUACAUAAAGAAGAAGGAGCUGGCUUGGGUUUCAGCAUUGCUGGCGGUAUUGAUCUGGAGAACAAAGCAACUACAGUUCACAGGGUGUUUCCCAGUGGUCUGGCUGCUCAGGAGGGCACCAUUGAAAGAGGAGAUGAGGUGCUGUCCAUUAACGGUCAAACGCUAAAAAAUGUCACGCACAGCGACGCCACUGCCAUUCUCAGACAGGCCCGCACCAUGAAGCAGGCUGUGAUAGUGGUAUCCAAGAACAAAGACCCAGAAGGGAAGGGAGGCGCUAACGCUAAUGAGUCCAGCUGCAGCAGCGGGACAGAGAGCAGCGUCACAGGGGAUGACGGAGGCGAAGUUGUGACAGUCGAGCUGGAGAAGAACGCAGGUGGAGUUGGAUUUAGUCUUGAGGGAGGAAAAGGCUCCAUUAAUGGAGACAGACCACUAACCGUCAACAGAGUAUUUACAGGGAGUGACGCUGAGCAAAAGGGGCUGAAGUCUGGUGAUGAGGUGCUGCAGAUACAGGACUCAUCUCUGCAAGGUCUCACACGCUUUGAGGCCUGGACACUCAUUAAAGGCCUUAACGAUGGGCCGUUUACACUCGUCAUUAAGAAAAAAAAAUGCGAUUAGAGCUAAACGCCACUCAGAAGCACCCAGAUGAAAAUACUGGACUUAUUUCAAAUUUGAAUCAACUUUAAAUAAUGCGAAACUUCAUUUCAAACCUUGAAGAAAUGCCUCUUAAAUGUCUCUUAAAAGCAGGGUUACCAUAUGAUUUGACCUCAUUUUUUCUUCGAAACUGCAUUCAAAAAGACCAAUUUCUAUUCAGUUAAGUUUUCAAGUUGAGCAAAAAAAUAAAAUAAAAUAAAAUAAAAAAAAGUAUAUUCACUAUAAACAUUUACAUCAUGUUUAGGUUUUCCCCACCAACUUUUGUGAGUUUUGCAGGUCUGGAAAUCACUUAUUUCCAGGUUUCCAUGACUUUGGGAACCCAGCUGAGAUCAUUCAGUUGCCUUAAUUGCUCUAUUUUGCCAAUAAUGCAUUUUGACAGUAUGACUUUCGUAUCUUAUAUGAUGUGCAUGAAGUGCAUCACUGCAUGAUGUGGUACUACAUGAUCAGGAAGGCUUGCUUUUCUAAGCAGAGUUUUUAUAGCACAUCACUGUGCUGGUAUAGUACUGUUUUACUGUCAUGAUCAGGGAUUCAUAAAAAAAAAACAAAAAAAAAACAAAACAAAAAAAAAAAAAGAUUCUUGUCAAGUCUGCCUGUUUUGAUGCAAUGAUUUGCACAAGCCUGUAAAUAGUUUCAGAUAUAUUUCUAAACCAUUUCACCAAAGCAAAAUGUAAAGAACAGUUUUUCAAAAAAGAAAAUUUAUGUUGUAACUAUGAAGUAGAAUAUUUCAAAAACAUUUUUUUGUCAAA
This is a messenger RNA of Labeo rohita (rohu), 5516 nucleotides long. It is a transcript of the gene il16, whose product is annotated as interleukin 16. Lineage: Eukaryota; Metazoa; Chordata; Actinopteri; Cypriniformes; Cyprinidae. The record is from RefSeq and is a predicted model, not a curated record. Gene Ontology annotation, biological process: induction of positive chemotaxis; leukocyte chemotaxis. Gene Ontology annotation, molecular function: cytokine activity; CD4 receptor binding.